GCGCCGCCACAACAAAGAUGGCGCCUCGGUGUCCCAUGUGACGUCACGCAGGCAGCUGCACCAAUCAGCGUGCUCGUUUCGGGCAGUGCGUCUUUCCGGGUCCGGUGUGUACUGUUUGCGGCGCGGACACCGAGCUGGGUCGGAACUGACCCGAGAAGGCACACCGUGGAGGGGAUGUGAUCGUACAGCCCCACCCACAGAGUGAUGGUCUCAAGGCCCGGCUGACGGACUGCACCAUGCAGACCCUAGUAUUUCUCUGCGCCCAGAGGGUGGUAUCUGAUCACUCCUCCAUCCGGAGGGCAUUGGACUUCACCCCCGAAGAGCUGUACCCAGUGCUGUUCAAGGCUGCUUUCCUGGGCAAGAAGACCCUGGUGCUCCAGGACCUGGUGCAGCAAUGGCCGUUCUCGGUGCUGAGCUUCCAGAGACUGCUGCACGGCGACAGAGACGGCGGCGGCCCAGGCCAGCUACGGGAGAGUCCCAGCAAGCUGUGUGUGCAGGCGGUGAUACUGGGCGUCAUGGCCUGCCUGACGGAGGCGCUGGCCAGGGAGGAGCGGAGUCCUGCCGGGAAGAGGAGACUGCGGCUCCUGGAUAUGACGGGAACGCACGGCGAUGGUCUGGAACAGGGUCCGGAUACCAUGAGCCUGUGGUCGCGGACGGUGACGCUGGCCAAGGCCUGCAUCGACAGCUCCAAACGCUGCUGCGAUGAAACGGCGCAAGUGUCGAAGCGCAGGAGGGGACACGGCGAUGCAGCUCACGCACCUCAGCCUGCUCACGACUCUGUCUACGUCCAGGUGCGAGUGGACCUCUUUGUCAACAGCACAUCCUACGGCGUCCUGCGGGAGGCGCUGCUGGUAAGCUCGCACAGCCCCUUACGCUUGCAGUGCAGGGAUCUCCGAGCGGAGGAGCUGUCUCUUCGAAGCACUGUAGGGUUACUGGAACUCUUGAAUCCUGCGGGGGUCCGGCAGAUAGACCUGAGGUUCAAUAAUUUGGGGCUCACCGGCUUGAAUGUUCUGCUCCUGUACAUGGCCAAGUUUACCAGCCUGCAGAGCCUGAAGUUACCGUACAGCAACGUAGACGUCCGACGCCUCUCGCCGGACACUGAGAUAGCCAUGCAGAACUUUGCCUCUCUGAUCGGAGAGCUGUCCUCUCUGAAGGAGCUGAAUCUGGGCUCUUCCCGGCUCUCCGGCCGCCUACGCCAGCUGCUGGGAGGUCUGCAGACGCCGCUGGAGAGCUUGGAACUGGCCUUCUGUUAUCUUCUCCCCGUAGACCUCUACUAUCUCUCUCAGAGCAUCCACGUCUCCACGCUCAAGAAAUUGGAUUUCAGUGGGAACAACCUGUCGGAGCUCCUCCUGCAGCCCUUCCAGCAGCUCCUCAGCACGGUCUCUGCCUCCCUCCUCCACCUGGACAUUAUGGAGUGCAAGCUGACUGAUGCCACCCUCUCCACGUUCCUGCCCACACUCUGCCGCUGUUCCCGUCUCCGUUACCUCGGACUGUUCUGUAAUCCCAUAUCUUCUCAGGGCCUGAAGACCCUCCUGCAGAACUGCGUGCACAUGCCGGAGUUACAGCUGGUGGUCUACCCGUUCCCGCUGGACUGUUGCACCUUGCCCUGGCCGGUCUCCUCUGCCUCGCUGUUGGACAGCUUGUUUGACCAGGAGAAGCUUGUGCGGGUUGGGGCAGAACUGCAAGAACUGCUGGUGAGAGCGGAGAGGACGGACAUUGUGUGGACGACAGAUAUGUGCAUGCACCGCGCUUUGGAUUACUUGAAUCUAUAGCAGCGCUGGAAGGACGGGUUCAUUCAUUCCGGAGAGCCGCAUCUGGCUACUGUCUCCGUUCCCCAAAACGUAUGCAAGGGAGUCGGGCACAAGGUCCUAAGUUAGGACGGAACUGCGGCCUUAGCUAGUGCUAGUGCCAAGAUGAACAUGUAUGUUGUGCAGAACUGAGCUGGUGUCGGACCAGCUGCUUACUCUCCAUGUUUACACAUAAUAACCAAUCAACGUGUAGUCCUAAGUACGUGUUUGUUUAAUGUUAUACCACAUGAUUAAAGAAUGGCUAUUGUCAGCAUUAGCCGGAUUUCAAGUACA
Pseudophryne corroboree (corroboree frog) is the source of this 2081-nucleotide messenger RNA. It is a transcript of the gene LRRC14, whose product is annotated as leucine rich repeat containing 14. The record is from RefSeq and is a predicted model, not a curated record. The transcript has 4 exons. The coding region runs from base 237 to 1772 and encodes 511 amino acids. NCBI's taxonomy places the organism in Eukaryota, Metazoa, Chordata, Amphibia, Anura, Myobatrachidae. Gene Ontology annotation, cellular component: cytoplasm.